Bicyclus anynana (squinting bush brown) is the source of this 417-nucleotide messenger RNA. RefSeq lists its product as uncharacterized. NCBI's taxonomy places the organism in Eukaryota, Metazoa, Arthropoda, Insecta, Lepidoptera, Nymphalidae. The record is from RefSeq and is a predicted model, not a curated record. The transcript is spliced from 4 exons. The coding region runs from base 1 to 417 and encodes 138 amino acids.
AUGUAUAAAGUGGUAAUUUUGUCCUCAUUUUUGGUGAUAGUGGCAGGUUACCCAGAUAUGUUUGCGACCCAGACCUUCAAAACUGGAAUUGAAUACCACGGUUCACUGCCUAUGGGCGGAGGUUCAGAAAGGUAUCGUCACAGGAAUAACCUCGACCCUUUCUACAUCACUGUCACAGCUAAUGCUAACAAUGGCUACGUCAUAACCUAUCUUCAAGUAUCGGCAACCACAGAUAUAACGGGCAGCGUAGAGUUCAACCUGGUUGAAGGUCAAACCGGUUCAAAGAAGAUGGUCUUCCAGUUGAUCUCCAACCAAACGGAUUUCCUGUCUUACAACUACCUGGCAUAUGGUAUUAAAGAAGAUAAAUACAGGAAGUUAAGCAACAUCAUCACUCUUCAAUUGAGAAACAUCAGAUAA